GAAAAUGGAAAAAUCAAAGGAAGAAGAACAAGCAGCAGCAGAAUUCUCUUUUUUUGAAUUUUCCUUUUUUUUUUUUUUGAGCCCGAGGAAGUAGAACAAGCAAAAUGUCUUGGCAAAGUUAUGUAGACGAUCACUUGAUGUGUGAGAUCGAUGGCAAUCAUCUCACUUCUGCUGCUAUUAUCGGACACGACGGCGCCGUCUGGGCUCAAAGUGCCAAUUUUCCCCAGUUUAAAGCAGAAGAAAUAGCAGCAAUUAUGGAUGAUUUUGAGGAGCCAGGAAAACUUGCCCCAACAGGCUUACAUCUUGGUGGAACUAAGUAUAUGGUAAUCCAGGGGGAACCAGGAGCUGUAAUCAGAGGAAAGAAGGGUCCUGGUGGCAUUACUGUUAAGAAGACGAACCAGGCUUUGCUGAUUGGGAUAUACGACGAGCCUAUGACCCCCGGCCAGUGCAAUAUGGUCGUCGAGAGGAUCGGUGAUUAUCUCAUCGAACAGGGUCUGUGAUGUCUCCAUAUUGUUGAAGCCCACAAUGUUUUUUUCCCUCUCUUUUUGUGUUAUUUUGAUGUUCAACAUCCUACUUCAUCUGGAGCAAAUCUCAAGUUGCCAUAAGUUGAGAUAGUGGUGUUGGUGUUUCAUGAGUUUGAAGGCUUGCUGGUGUUUUCCCAAAUGCUAAUGGAAAGUGAAAGAUGCAUGUAUCUUAACCUACAAUAUACAUGCUCUUGUAUUUUCAACUCUUUGUAAAACACAUACUACGCUUAAAACAAAAUAACAAAAGGUUAUUGUCGUGAA
Messenger RNA from Sesamum indicum (sesame), 785 nucleotides. Its product is annotated as profilin. Gene Ontology annotation, cellular component: cell cortex. The record is from RefSeq and is a predicted model, not a curated record. Gene Ontology annotation, molecular function: actin monomer binding. Lineage: Eukaryota; Viridiplantae; Streptophyta; Magnoliopsida; Lamiales; Pedaliaceae.